AUGGGAGCGGACGUGAGAAAAUGUUUGAUAUGUGGGCAUCAUUUAUUUCGUCGAUACAUCAUCUGUGUGCCCUGCCAAUUACCUAUUUGUCUCAACUGUUUCUCAAAAGGAUCUGAGAAGCCACCACAUUACAACCACCACCAGUAUGAAGUCCAGAAAUAUGACUUUCCAUUAUUUGAAUCAUCGUGGUCUGCCCAAAUGGAACUCGAUCUCUUGGAUGCAGUGAAUGUGUGUGGCUAUGAUAACUGGACAGAAAUCAUUGAAUAUAUGCAAAGGCUAAACCAUUAUCCAAAUUUAACAACCAGCUCUUGCAAACAGCACUACGACAAAUAUUACUUAAUUUAUCCACAAGUUUCAUUGCCUGUUUUAAUUAUUAUUUUUCAUGAAACGUCAGCAUGUAUGGAUCCACCGAGGCCUGCCAACGGUUCAUUUUUGCAGCAGGAAAUGGGAGGUUACUCAGCUGCCAGAGGUGAUUUCAUGGUAGAGUAUAAUGAUCAUGCAGAGUUUAAUCUGAGAGACAUGAUUUGUCAGGAGGACCAGGAUGAAGAAAUCUACAAUGAAACAGUUUCAGAAAAUGAAAAAGAAAAAUUAAAAGUCUUAGAUAAUGAGUUUGGAUUAAUAAACAUGAGUAAAGAAACAAUUCAUUGCAAGAGGUACGAAAGUUUGUUAGGUCACCACUUCAUCAAAACAUUGAGAGUUAUGACGACAUUCUUGAGGCCAAUGCAGUGGGAUCUCUGCAUGGAAUCUUUCUAUGUGGCCCAGAAGAUAAAAAAGCAGAUACAAGAUCUCUGUUAUUACAGAAGGAAUGGCAUCAAAUACAAGCAGUGUAUUCCACUUUUUCGAAAAAUGUAUGAAAAAAGAAAAGAAAUGAUGUCUAAAAUGACAAUGCUUUCCAAUGUUUUGCAAUAUCUAAACGUGGACAAAAAGUACAAACUGUGGAUCGACAACAAAACUGUGAUCCAUGGUCUCUCCGGCGACCUCAAACUACCCAAAAGAUCAUCGGCUCCACUUGACAUUAGUAACAUUCCUGGCUACACACUGCUCACAGAAGCGGAAAAAGAGUUGUGUUCAACCUGCCGCCUAAUGCCUAAAAGUUAUCUUGAGUUCAAGCAAAUAUUGAUAACGGAAAAUGCAAAACAUGGGAGCCUAAGAUUAGCACAAGCUAGAACGUUGAUAAAGAUUGACGUCAACAAAACGAGACAGAUUUUUGAUUUUUUGGUAAAUGAAAAACUGUUGCUUUGUAACGAUGAAAAUUCACGAAGAAAGAAAAAAGUGUCUACAAAUGACAAAAAAGAUGUUAUAUUGACUGCAGCUGAUAAUUAG
This is a messenger RNA of Helobdella robusta, 1323 nucleotides long. RefSeq lists its product as hypothetical. Gene Ontology annotation, biological process: chromatin remodeling; regulation of transcription by RNA polymerase II. Bases 1 to 1323 code for a protein of 440 amino acids. The transcript is spliced from 10 exons. Gene Ontology annotation, cellular component: SAGA-type complex; nucleus. Lineage: Eukaryota; Metazoa; Annelida; Clitellata; Rhynchobdellida; Glossiphoniidae. The record is from RefSeq and is a predicted model, not a curated record. Gene Ontology annotation, molecular function: protein binding; transcription coactivator activity; chromatin binding.